Messenger RNA from Lindgomyces ingoldianus, 1428 nucleotides. RefSeq names its product yellowish-green 1-like protein. NCBI's taxonomy places the organism in Eukaryota, Fungi, Ascomycota, Dothideomycetes, Pleosporales, Lindgomycetaceae. The transcript is spliced from 3 exons. The record is from RefSeq and is a predicted model, not a curated record. The coding region runs from base 1 to 1428 and encodes 475 amino acids.
AUGCCUCCACCGUACUUCGUCGGGAGUGGAGAGGGUAAACAAGGCGCUCACCACGAGUCUAUUUCUGCGCUCUGGAAUCUGAAGUGGAAGAAGAGGGCAACCCUCGGCAUCUACCCCUUCAUGGAAGGCAAACUCGAGGAUUUCGAAGAAGUUUUUGCUCACUUUGCUGAGAACAACAUAUACCCACCCUACGACUUUGAAGUCUACUCGCAACCCUUCUUCCCCGCCGCCGAGAGACUGGAAGAACGCGCCGCCAUUGCCGAAGCCUCUGGAGACUUUGAACUGGCUUCUGAACUUUACCUUCGUGCUGCUUGCGUCUAUCGUACUGCCCGCCAGCCUUGCCCCAUCUCCCCUCGUCAAAAAUUCGCUUUCCAGAAACAGAAGCAGGCUUUCUUUAAGGGAGCUUCGUACCUUGCUGCUCCGCUCAUCGAACAUCUGAUCCCACAUACCCACGCCAAGCCCGGAACCAAAGAACAAUACACCUCCAUUCCCGUUACUGUACGUCUUCCUGAGGGCGCUAAACCCGGCCAAACCUUCCCUACCGUUCUUCAAAUCUAUGGUCUCGAUGGCUACCGCACCGAGCACACCAUGCCAUCUUCUCACCAUAUCGCCCGCGGCUGGGCUUCCAUCGCCGUCGAAAUCCCUGGUACUGGCGACUGCCCAGCUGACCCCAACGACGCUACCUCCCCCGAUCGUCUCUGGAGCUCAGUUCUGGACUGGAUUGAGCAGCAACCAUGGGUGCAGCAAGGCAAACUCGUAGCCUGGGGCGUGUCUUGCGGUGGCUACUACGCCAUGCGCAUCGCCCACACACACGCUGAACGCUUCGCCGGCGUCGUUGCCCAAGGCGGCGGCUGCCACUCCAUGUUCGACCCGGAGUGGUUGGAAAUCGCUUCGCAUAUGGAAUACCCCUUCGACUUGACGCAAGUCCUAGCUCUUAAAUUUGGCUACGAUGAUGUCGAGAAGAUGAAAAUUGAUUCCCGGUCUCGGUUCUCCUUGCUUGAGAACGGAAUUCUCGAUAUGGCUAGCUGCAGAAUGCUGCUUGUUAACGGCAUGUUAGAUGAGCUGUUCCCGAUUGAAGACUGCUUGUUGCCACUCCGGUACGGGAGCCCGAAGGAAGUUAGGUUCUUCGAGGACUCGAAGCAUAUGGGUGAGCCGCAUGCCAGGAAGUUCAUUUUAGAGUGGGUGGAAAGCAUCUUUGCGAAUGUGGGCGGGAACAAGGUGCUUACGAACUGGGAGAAGCAGAAGCCUGCGACUGCUGUCCCAAAGCCUGUUCCUAAUGGCGUUGCGGUUGGAGUCCAGAAGCAACUGACUAACGGUGUUACGAACGGGGAAGCGAAGAAGGUUGUCAAUGGCGUGCAUGGUGGUAAGAAACUGGCUGUCAAUGGCGUCAAUGGAAUUGAGGGAAGGCAUGUUCUCAAUGGUUGCUAG